AAAAAAACUGAAACUGUCCUCCUUCCUCUCGUGUAGAAAAUGUUGACCAUGCUGCACCACGCGGUACCACGCGGUGAUCAAUAGCGUAUGUCUAUAAGAAUUGCGCGGCAUAGCAAAGAAUUAAUUUGUAGGUUAAAUGGGUCGCAAAGGAAAAUUUGAUAAAGACCUCAGUGGUCGUGGAAGGAAAGCAAAGAAACAGAAUGAUCCAACAUUUCCAAAAGGAAUUCUAGAUAAAGAAUCUAAUACGUUAAGUCACCGACAGAAACAAAGAGCAAAGAAAAGACUAUUGAAGAAUCAACAGCUAAAAGAAAAUGCAAAGAAAUUGCUCAAAAAGAAAACUACUGUGGAAGAACAACAAGUACAGUCAAAAAAUAGGAAAGACAUAUUAAAGCAGCAGAAAGAGAAGAAGGAGAAGAAAGUAAAGUUUGUCAAUGAGAAAAGAGAUAAGAUGGUAAUCCAAUCUGAUCUGAGCUCAAAGCUAAAAACAAAAGUGAAACAAAAUAAGAAGAAAACAAAGGGGAAACAGAAAGACAUAAUAAAAAAUGUAGAAAAUGAUAGUAAUAAGAAUCAUCACAGUAAAGAUGAUAAAAUUAAAAUAUAUUCCAAUAAUCAGGUAUCGAAGCUAAGUAAGAAAGCUAAACAAAAUAAAAAAUUGAAAGGCAAAACUAAGAUCAAUAUAAAAAGUGAAAGUUAUAGUGAUAAUAAUUAUAGUGAAGAUGAAGAAAUGGAAAUAUACUCUAAUAAACAAGUAACCAAACUAGGCAAAAAAGCAAAGCAAAGCAAAAAGAAGAAAAAUAUGAAAGUUGAGAGCAAUGAAGAAAGUGAAGGUGAUGAUGAUAUGUUAUUUAAUGACGAUGAAAUUGAGGAAGAUGAAGAUAAACAAAUGAAUGAAAUGAAUACGAGUGAGGAUGAAGAACAUAUGAGUGAAGAUGAAAACGAAACAAGCGAGAAUGAAGAGGACAUAAGCAAGAAUGAAGAGGAUAUAAGUGAGAAUGAAGAGGAUACAAGCGAGAAUGAAGAGGAUACGAGCGAGAAUGAAGAAGAUACGAGCAAGGAUGAUAAUCAAUUGCUGUCUGCAGCAAAGUCAAAGAAAAACUUAAAGAAAACAAAAAAAUUUAUGGAGGAUAAUAUAGAAAGUGACAGUGAAGAGAUGGUUUCCAGUGACGAGGAAAAAUCUACCGAAGAUGAGCAAAUGGAGGAAGAUGGAGAAGAAAAUGAUGAAAGUGAUGAUGAUGAUGAUGAUGAUGACUUACUUCCAAUAGAAAAAGCUAAUAAAAAACUGAAAAAGAAAAAAGAGAAAGAACAAAAGCUUGCUGAGGAAGAAAUGGAAGAUAUGAUGGCGCAUCAAAGUGUAUUCUCUUUUCCAAAUGACGAAGAACUUACCAAUGUUACUAAUUUGAAAGAUAUUCAGCAACGAAUACGAGAUGUUAUCAUGGUGUUAUCAGAUUUCAAGAAAUUACGGGAGAAAAAUAGGUCACGUUCUGAAUAUACUGAAUUACUUCGAAUGGACUUAUGUACAUAUUACAGUUAUAACAAUUUCCUAAUGGAAAAAUUGAUGCAAAUGUUUCCACUAGAUGAGUUACUAGAAUUUUUGGAAGCGAGUGAAGUACAAAGACCUAUGACUAUCCGAGCGAAUACUUUGAAAACCAGACGACGCGAUUUAGCUGAAGCUCUCAUCAAUAGGGGUGUUAAUCUUGACCCAAUAGGAAAAUGGACAAAGAUUGGUUUGGUAGUGUAUUCCUCACAAGUGCCUAUGGGCGCAACACCGGAAUAUCUAGCUGGACAUUAUAUGAUACAAGGCGCUUCGAGCUUCUUGCCCGUAAUGGCGUUAGACCCGAAAGAAAAUGAAAGAAUUCUCGACAUGUGUGCUGCACCAGGCGGUAAAGCCUCGCACAUUGCUGCCAUUAUAAAAAAUACUGGAACUCUAUUCGCUAACGAUUUAAAUAAAGAACGAUUGAAAGCUGUUGUUGGCAAUUUCCAUAGACUUGGUAUUGUCAAUUGUGUAAUCAGUAGUUACGACGGGCGAAAAUUCCCUACGAUUAUAAAAGGUUUCGACAGAGUUUUAUUGGAUGCUCCGUGUACAGGUACAGGAGUAGUCGCAAAAGAUCCUAGUGUAAAAGCGAGUAAGGCAGAAAUAGAUAUUCAACGCUGUUGCACGUUACAAAGAGAACUGUUAUUAGCUGCGAUUGAUUGUGUUAACGCGCGUUCGGAAUCAGGUGGUAUUAUUGUUUAUUCGACUUGCUCGAUUUUACCAGAGGAGAACGAAUGGAUCAUCGAUUACGCUCUUAAAAAACGCGACGUUAAGUUACUACCUACUGAUUUGGAAUUUGGAACUGAUGGUUUCACGAGUUACAGACAAUAUCGAUUUCAUCCCUCGUUGAAAUUAACUAAACGGUUUUACCCGCAUGUACAUAAUAUGGAUGGUUUCUUUGUAGCAAAAUUAAAAAAAUUCUCCAAUAAUAUUCUUAAUCAAAAAAAUGUAAAGGAAGAAAUGUCUGAUUAA
Molecule: messenger RNA, 2503 nt
Organism: Trachymyrmex septentrionalis
Lineage: Eukaryota; Metazoa; Arthropoda; Insecta; Hymenoptera; Formicidae
Product: 25S rRNA (cytosine-C(5))-methyltransferase nop2-like
Exons: 7
Coding region: 137-2503 (788 amino acids)
Biological process (GO): rRNA base methylation; maturation of LSU-rRNA
Cellular component (GO): nucleolus
Molecular function (GO): rRNA (cytosine-C5-)-methyltransferase activity; RNA binding
Source: RefSeq, a predicted model, not a curated record